Molecule: messenger RNA, 1975 nt
Organism: Monomorium pharaonis (pharaoh ant)
Lineage: Eukaryota; Metazoa; Arthropoda; Insecta; Hymenoptera; Formicidae
Product: myb/SANT-like DNA-binding domain-containing protein 3
Exons: 4
Coding region: 1284-1952 (222 amino acids)
Source: RefSeq, a predicted model, not a curated record
AAUAAAAAAAUCGCAAAAAUAAAAAAUCCAUUCUAAUGUACAGAAACGUGAACUUAAAUAAUUUGCGAAAUUUCUUUAUAGAUUCAUUUCAAUAUAAAAAAAUUAUUUAUAAGAGAUAAAAUAAAUACCAAGUUGGUAAGAAAAAAAUGUAACUUUCUCAGAAUAGAUUAUCACUAUUGCUGAGUAAAACUGUGUAACGAGCCGUUCCUCCACUACCGCUUGAACGGAGGUAAGGCCGUUACCCCUACCUCGCUCGCUCCCUCCGCUCUUCUCUCUUUCCCUCACCACCGAGUGGAGGGUAUAUAAGCCCUCCACUCGCGACGGAAGACAGAGCUUCCCCGGCCUGCGAAGUGAGCAGACCGUUCCUCCUGGUGUACUGAGCCAGGCAUCCUCGAGCGCAUAUUGAGCGCCGUCACCUAACCUAGCGAUCCUACCCGGGCACGCAGUGAGUGCCUUCCUGGCCGCGUAUUGAGGGGCCGCACACCGCCACGCUCCGUACCCGAGCUCUCGGCCGCGCACUGAGCGGUCGCCGUCGUCCCGACCCGGGGACUCCGCGCUGAGGAGGAACCGACUCCGCGACCGGUCACUACGCGUGGUGACAACAACGCCGACGAGCGAACAGCUGAUGCGCCGAACAGCUGACACCGGGCACCGUGCCGACGACCGCGCCGAUUCACUGCGCCGCUAGCGUUAGGCCUUAGGGCCGUCGCACAACACCGCACCGCUGCCGCCGAUACCACACCCGCCGCCAAUCACCGCGCCGACCGACCGGCGCGCGCGCCGCCGCAGCCUACCGAGGCAUUAAGCCGACACCGAUCACACGCACCGCCGCCGUAGCCAAUCAGCGCACCGAAACUCAGCGUGCGUAGACACACCGCGACACAGUCGCCAGCGUAUCACACACACCUCGCACUACGGCCGGUAUUCAUAGUCCAGACUCAAGCAUUCUCUUAAGAUUUUCUUGAUUAAGACCAUCUUGUUUGUAAAAGCUCGACUUAAGACAUUAUGUAUUCAUAGUUUUAAAAUAAGACGAUCUUUAUAAAGAAAUUGACACUUUCUUUUGCUUAAGAUUUUCUUACUGAAGUUAACGCUUAAGAUGAUCUUAUUUUACUUUCGGUAAUCUUCGGGAUUUUUCUGAUGUAUCAGCCAAUGAAGUGUUGUGUUUAAAUUAGAAAAAAUUCUGCAAGUUCACGUCUACACGUUUUUAUUAUUAAUGUAUUAAAUUUUGGUGGAUUUCUUUCUGGCGCCGCAUUAUUACAUAUUUAAAAAUUAUUAUUUGAAAAAUGGCAAGUAAUAAGAAACAUUAUACUGAUGCAGAAAAAAAAUUUUUUUUACGAAUUUUGGUAAAAUAUUCGCACAUUAUCGAAAGAAAAAAAAGUGAUGCCACAACCUUAAAAGACAAAGAAGAAGCAUGGAACCAGAUUUGUGAUUCAUACAAUUUAUCGUCUAUUAUUACAAGUAAGAGAAGUAUUCAACAACUUAAAAAAUUGUGGAGUAAUCUAAAAUCAACACAGAGAGAUGCUUUUACGCAUGAAAAACAAGCUCGUCUGUCAACAGGUGGUGGGCCUGAACCUACAUCUGCUGAAAUUGACCCUGAUAUUGCUGCAAUAGCACCCAAUUUGAUGACAACGGCACCGACAUUAUUUUCAUCAAAUUUAUCAGAUGAAGUAAUACAAGAACGACAACAGAGAAUCUUAAAUGACGAUUGCAUUCCUGAGGAAUUAUUAACUAAAUAUGUAGAAAAUAAAUCAUCUGUUGAUGACAAUUUUAAAGAAGUCACUAAUGAGAAUUUAAUUAUUGUACGUGAUACAGAAGAAUCAAACAGUGAGAUCGAUGAAGCUGAUAAAGAAAAUACUGAUAUAUUAAAUACCAAACAUGCAAUACUUACAAGGGAACGGACAGAACUGUCCCUCACCGAUUUUAAUGAGCUUCGGAUAUGUUGUAGAACAUAAGAAAAUAUUAAACCCAUAUUUUU